AUGGCUAAAAAGAAUUAUUAUAACACAUUGGGAGUAGCCAAGAAUGCUUCGGAAACGGAAAUCAAGUCUGCUUAUCCCGAUGAGCGAAUGAAAGAAAUAAAUGAGGCUUACGGGGUGUUAAGCAAUCCCAAAAAACGCCACACUUACGACCAAUAUGGGAGUGAGGAGGCUUUUCGACAAGGACCUAAUGCUACCGAAGGCUUUGGUCCGGACUCCUCUUUUUUUAAGGACAUAUUUGACACCUUUUUUGGCGGUGAAACUGAUUAUGCACGCCAGCGAACUCGUUCCGCUGAUAGAACAUCGCCACAACCGGGGAGCGAUAUCUUGAUUAAUUUGGUUCUCACUUUUAAAGAAUCAGUGUUAGGAACUAAGAAAAAAAUAACUUUGGAAUUAGAAAAAGCGUGUAGUGCUUGCCGACAGACGGGGGCUUAUUCUCCCAGCGAUACUGGAGAAUGUCCAACUUGCCAAGGGCGGGGAGUAGUCAAUACUAUCCAAAAAACCGUGUUGGGGGCCAUCCGCACCCAAAUUACUUGCUCACGUUGCCAAGGUAAAGGGAAAAUAAUCAAAAAAAGGUGUGGCUAUUGUCUAGGGAAAAAGUUUUUGGCUCUGAAAGAAAUCAUUGAGUUAAGUAUUCCGCGGGGUGUUCAACCCGAGCAAAAGUUGCGCUAUCAGGGCAUAGGCAACGACGGGUUACACGGAGGAAGCAGAGGUGACAUUUAUGUGGAAAUAAAAGUUAAGGAAAAUUCUUAUUUCCAGCGGAAAGACAACGAUAUUCAUGUCAAUCUGCCCAUUUCUUUUCUCGAUGCCAUUUUGGGGAAUCAGGUGGAAGUUAUUACGUUGGAAGGGAUAGAAAAAGUCUUUGUUCCCCCUGGAACCCAAAAUGGCGACUAUUUAUCCUUACGAGGUCGAGGCUGCUAUUUAGGUAUUAAUAAAACUACGCGGGGGGAUUUUUACGCUUGGUUACAAGUAAAAAUACCCAAAAAAAUUACUGGCACGACCGAAACUAUUCUACAAAAUUUACGUAAAGAAAGCAGUUGA
This is a messenger RNA of Ambispora gerdemannii, 1038 nucleotides long. NCBI's taxonomy places the organism in Eukaryota, Fungi, Glomeromycota, Glomeromycetes, Archaeosporales, Ambisporaceae. The record is from the annotation of a GenBank genome assembly.